AUCACUGAGCGCUCGCAGUCUCUCUCAGUCUCUGACUCCAGCUGGUUUUUUUAGACAGCUAUUUCUGGUGCACUCGUGGCGACAUGAGCGGAAGAGUCGGAGAUCUGAGCGUGAAACAAGCCGACGCUUUGGCACAGUUUCGAGAAAAUGUUAAGGAUAUUCUACCCCAGUGUCCAUCCCAGAGUGACCACUUUCUGCUCCGAUGGCUGAGAGCUAGAAAUUUCAAUCUACAGAAAGCCGAGGCCAUGCUGCGCAAGCACGUGGAAUUUCGGAAACACUUGAAAGUUGACACCAUCACUACAGAGUGGCAGGUGCCAGAGGUGAUAGCCAGGUAUCUGUCUGGUGGCAUGUGUGGCCAUGACCGUGAAGGGAGCCCCAUCUGGUAUGACGUCAUCGGACCUAUGGACCCUAAGGGUCUGAUGCAUUCAGUAUCCAAGCAGGACUUAGUCAAGUCUAAAGUCAGAGACUGUGAGAUCCUGCAGAAAGAGUGUGACUUACAGAGCGAACGGAUGGGUAGGAACAUUGAGGCAAUUACUAUGAUCUACGACUGUGAAGGUCUGGGAAUGAAGCACUUAUAUAAGCCUGCUAUAGAGACUUAUGGAGAGGUUCUCACUAUGUUUGAAGAUAACUAUCCAGAGGGACUCAAGAGGUUAUUUGUCAUUAAAGCACCCAAACUGUUUCCUGUGGCUUACAAUCUGGUGAAACAUUUUUUGAGUGUGGACACUCGCCGUAAGGUCAUCGUACUGGGAUCAAACUGGAAGGAGGUUUUACAGAAAUACAUCGACCCUGAAGAGCUCCCAGCGCACUAUGGAGGCAAACUGACUGACCCUGACGGUGACCCCAGAUGUAGAACCAGGAUUACGCUCGGAUCAGAGAUUCCCAAGACUUACUAUGUUCGAGACUCCAUUAAAGUGGACUAUGAUCAGUGUGUGACUAUUGGCCGUGGCUCAUCUCAUCAGGUGGAAUAUGAGCUACUUGCACCAAACUGUGCACUAAGAUGGCAGUUCACCUGUGAUGGUGCGGACAUAGGUUUCGGUGUCUAUAUGAAGAAGAAGAUUGGAGAGUGGAUUAAGACUAGCGAAAUGAAGGAAGUUGUGCCAAAUCAGCGUUACAAUGCACACCUGGUACCCGAGGACGGAUCCCUCACCUGUCCAGAACCAGGAGUGUAUGUACUGCGAUUUGACAACACAUACAGCAUCUUCCAGUCCAAAACGGUCAGCUUCACAGUGGAGGUCCUCCUGCCCAGUCAAGUCAACCAAUCAGAACGUUAGAUAUUAUAGCAACAAACAAGCGGACAACUAGGUUAUGAAACAGUUUAGGAAUGACAAUAUCUUACAAAGUUUAUCUGCUGUGGUAAAUGAAGGAAAAUAUUAUAAUAAUAGUGCUCUCAAAAAUGAAAGUAUGUAAUUGAACUGACCAAUCAAUUCAUUAAAAUGGUAGGAUAAAAUUACACUUCAGUGAUUGACGUGCAAUCAGGGGCGUAGCAGCCAUUUUAAAAGUGGGGGGGACAGCUGUAUUUGACCCAAAGCUGAUGUUCAUAAUAAAUUCUAAAUAGAAUACCAAUUGGCAUUUUACUUUU
Messenger RNA from Carassius auratus (goldfish), 1579 nucleotides. RefSeq names its product SEC14-like protein 2. Gene Ontology annotation, cellular component: cytoplasm. Bases 84 to 1271 code for a protein of 395 amino acids. The record is from RefSeq and is a predicted model, not a curated record. NCBI's taxonomy places the organism in Eukaryota, Metazoa, Chordata, Actinopteri, Cypriniformes, Cyprinidae. The transcript is spliced from 12 exons.